Molecule: messenger RNA, 2945 nt
Organism: Lachancea nothofagi CBS 11611
Lineage: Eukaryota; Fungi; Ascomycota; Saccharomycetes; Saccharomycetales; Saccharomycetaceae
Source: the annotation of a GenBank genome assembly
AAUCUUUGAGCAAAAAGGAGGAGAGACUAUAAGGAGUUAAAAAUGUGGUCUUUGGAAAAAGCAGUACCUGCAAAGACACCAUCUGUCUCUGAACUCAGCUCCGCUGGUACACUAGUAAGUGAGCAAUCGUUGUCAAGUCAUGAAGAGUUGCUUGAUGAUAACCAAGUCUCGUUAAGCGAUGGAGGUUGUGAACAGAUUGAAGAAGACAAAGGGCAAGUUAGCGAACACGAACAAGGACACGUUCCUUCUGAAGUUUCUAAUGAGAAGUAUACUCAACUUGGCUAGUUACAAAUCCAGGCUGAUUCAAAAACUGAUCUUGCUAUUAAGGCUCGGCAAAGUUGCAACAGAGGCUCUGGUGAGGACUCGACCCGCGUAAUAAGUCAAACAUUGCAUAUUCCUUCUUCUACAUAUGCCAACGAGCUCAUAUGUGUCAAAAUAUUGUCUGAAAGUCCUUUACAAAAAGCCAAAACAGCAACUACUAACCGGACUAUAUCAGUUCCUACCUGUGAUUGAAUCAACCCCAGUGGGCCUAAGAGAAACGUUCAUCAUUCUAGCUUCAGCCCGAGCAAUUCUGUCAUCAUAAUGGAUCUAGCGACUCAGAUGAGCAGCAGACAACAUGGCUUAACGAUGACUCCUUUGGAAGUAUGCUCGAGGAUCAAGGUCCGAUAUCAAAAAGGGCUUUAAUACAAAUUCGAUUUAGAAGAGUUUUCCAUGAACCCUUUUACUAAACCCUCAAUUAGCUGAAGCGCACAGCAGAUCGAUGUUGGCGAUCAAGACAAAAAAGAAUCAAGACUUGUUUGACUACAUCUUCAUGGCGCAUUUGUGCUACUAAAGUUUAUAACCAAUACCCAUUCGUAUUGUGCAAAUUUGAUAAAUGCGAGCACCGAUUCCUUUUACGUGGCAAUCCUACUUCGUCUAAUUUCCUUAGACAUCCUGAACGACAGCGUAAUACUAUGACUACGAACUCUUUCUCAAAGGCAUGAAGGGUAAACAAAAUACGUUGGAAACAUUUUCAGCUUUUCGUACCACCGUUUCAAAGCCCGUACCCCUUGCGAAGAGAUUUCUCAGGUUUUUGUUCCUUUACAAUUCAAAGCGUCAUUUGCUCAACGUGUUUAUUGAAGGUAUUAAACCUUUCAGCUAAGUGCUAAGUCAAGGAUUUCGGCUUCUUCUCGAUAACUUUAAUUGCUUGAGACGUUUUUCAGUUUCAUCGAGAAAUACUUGGUUAGCCUUCUCGCACAGCGUGAGACCGAACUUAGUUUACAAUUAAAGUAACUCUUCGUCAAUCUUUCAACCUUUUGAUAGAUAUCUGAACUUACUCAAACCAAAAAAGCUAUUUGGCUGUAAUGGUCUGCUUUUGCCCUAAAUUGAACGGAAAAUCAAAGUUGACUAAAGCUGAUGUGAAAACGGGGAAGAGUCGUAGGAUUCAUAUUCUCGAUUUCAUCAAUGUGAGCUAUCAGAGACACACGGGUGAUAACAUAAAACCGGCCUUGUUAAGCUGCCUUACAAAGUACGCGGUCAGUCAUAGAGUGAACAGCAUCACCUUAGACAAUGGUUCAAAUAACACCUCAAUGCUUGAAGACUCGGAUAAAGAAGUUUAAAAUAGUUCUGGACCGAAUGGUGAUGGAAGUAUUGUCAAGGUAAGACGCAUGAAUCAUGUGUUAAAUCGAGUUUAUCUCGACCUACUGAAGGACUUUGAAAUGCCCCACAAACAAUUACUGUCGAGAAUUGACAAACUAACUUACUUCACAAAGAGAAUAACGAUUCGCUCUUAUAUCCCGUGCACUAUUCCAAAGCACAGUAACAAAGGCUUAUCCCGCGUUUUCGUCAGCUGCAGGCUUUCUUGAAGGUCUCGAGAGGUGCCAAAGAGCUUUUGUUCGAAAGUCGCUUUGAUCCUGAAUAUCAGCUUAGACAGGAAGACUCUUGUAUACGUUGUUAUGAGCGAGGAGAAAUGGAAUCCAUUCUGUUUUUGCUGCGACUCACUCGGCUCUUUCAUGAGUUCACGAUGUUGUUACAAGGUGAUUCCAUGAACUCUUAUAUCAUAGUAUUGAGUAUUACAUGGAGGUAAAUCAGUAUCUCGAUUCUUGUGAAAGGAUCAAUAAUGGUUCAAUGGAUAGCGAUUUUUUACAAACCGCGGGACUGAAGCCAACUCAAUUUAGUGCACCCAAAGAAACACAGGAUGAUAUCCUAGGUGCAUUUGUAGCGGGGCACCCCAAAUUCGAAAAAUAUCUUAAGGUCGCAUAUGAAGAACCUGGCUAUCGGGCUGUAUAUAUCCUGCAACCGCACCGCAAGUCACAUUUGUUGGCUAAUGUUUUGACAAGCCGUUCUCAGACCAUGUUAUAGAACUGGCCAAUGCGUAUAUCACCCAAUACAUCAAAAAAAUCAACGAAAGCUUCGAUAUUCAUCUAAAUGAUGAGCAUCUGAUUACAGCAAGACUCAAACUCGUCAAAGGCAAGAAGUUCAAAGUCAUGAGAAACUUGUCUAAAUUUUGUGAACAGAACCUGGCAACCUGUAGCCGCGCAAUAAAAAAUGAAUGGCAGAUUUAUGUGGACGAGCCCCUUGACGCUGACAAUAGCUAUUUGGAGUACUGGCUCGCAAACCAAAACUGAUUUCCAGCUCUCUGCCUCUAGCCCUUUCGUUUGUCCACACAAAGAUUUCGACCGCUCACGUUGAAAGACGCUUCUCUAUCAGUAGGAGGAUUCUCGAGAAUAUUUCUCACCUGCGAGUGAGAAUCCAAAACGGACCAUAUUUUAAGAACUCGGAUGAAAUGCUCUAAUGUCGACUCAUAAAGUUUAGUGGCUAAAGACAGUGCAUGGGAUUCUUGGAUUGAGGAUGAAGAAACAUCACAAUCGACCAGCGAUUUAGCCCCAAGUUGCAUAAGACCUUCAAAAUAUAAUCCAAAUUUAAUUGCGAUGGUCUCAUCCAGUGACGAGAACGAUGAUAACGAG